Pestalotiopsis fici W106-1 is the source of this 1149-nucleotide messenger RNA. RefSeq lists its product as uncharacterized. Gene Ontology annotation, biological process: negative regulation of transcription by RNA polymerase II. The coding region runs from base 1 to 1149 and encodes 382 amino acids. The record is from RefSeq and is a predicted model, not a curated record. Lineage: Eukaryota; Fungi; Ascomycota; Sordariomycetes; Amphisphaeriales; Sporocadaceae. The transcript has a single exon. Gene Ontology annotation, molecular function: RNA polymerase II transcription regulatory region sequence-specific DNA binding; DNA-binding transcription factor activity, RNA polymerase II-specific. Gene Ontology annotation, cellular component: nucleus.
AUGGGUGUUCGUGGAUCCCACUGCUCUCAACCUUGUCUCAAAGUCCGCAAAUCCUGCGAUCACGUCGAUACCGACCAGUGUCAUGCGCCUUCUGCCUGCAACGAAGACAAGCCAUGUCAAGCCAAGACCUUUGUCACUUGCGAGUGCCAGCAUCGGAAGCAGGAAGUCAGAUGCCAGGCCUCAAAGUCGAACCCUUGGCCUGAACGCGCACCGCUCAAGUGCGAUGAUGAAUGUCUUCGUUUGCAGAGGAACGCAAAAUUAGCUGCAGCAUUGAAUAUUGAUCCGGCCACGCACACCGACGACCAUGUUCCCUACUCCGAGACGACUCUCAAGUUCUUUAGAGACAAUGCUAAAUGGGCACAAACUUAUGAAAGGGAAUUCCGCGUCUUUGCCUCGGACCCUUUGGAGAAGCGUCUUCGAUUCAAGCCCAUGAAGACGCAUUUGCGCGCAUUCCUGCACUCCUUGGCAGAGGAUUUCGGCCUCGAUAGCGAAUCUCAGGACCCCGAGCCACAUCGUCAUGUUGCCAUCUUCAAAACCCCUCGCUUCGUGUCCGCGCCGACCAAGACCCUCGGACAAUGUGUCAAGAUUAGAGCCGCAGAAUCCCAGGCCCAACAGGCGGCAGGUCCCAAUAUCAUUGUGCCCACUGAACCCUUCAACGCACUCAUCCUAUCGUCGCCCCAAUUUGGUCUCACCAUUGAGGAGCUCGAGUCCUCACUCAAGGCGGACUUGGCGACCCAGCCCAGCAUAUCGUUCACCACCAGCUUCCUUCCCUCGGACGAAAUUGUACUCCGCGGCACAGGCGCCUGGACGCCCCAGGCCCUUGAGGCGUCCGUCACGGCCCUCAAGCCCCUGGUCGCGCAGACCGUCAGCCGGCUCGGCUUCGCCAAGGUCGUGGCGCUGUGCCACGUCGAUACUUCGCUCAACGUUCUCCGCCGCGAGGCCGACCACGCCACUAAGAAUGCUGGGGGCUGGAAUACCGUGGCCGGAAGAUCUGCCGCGCGACCGGCCACCGUGGCACCGCCGGCGCCGGCGCCAGCCCGGGGCAAAUUUGUGGCGCUGCUCAAACCCAAGAAGAAGAAACAGGCAGAGGAGGACCCCGUCGAGGAUGACUGGGAGGCUGCUGCCGAAAGACUGGAGGUAGAAGAGUAA